Gavia stellata (red-throated loon) is the source of this 4472-nucleotide messenger RNA. RefSeq names its product zinc finger protein 532 (gene ZNF532). The transcript is spliced from 10 exons. Lineage: Eukaryota; Metazoa; Chordata; Aves; Gaviiformes; Gaviidae. The record is from RefSeq and is a predicted model, not a curated record. Bases 1 to 4134 code for a protein of 1377 amino acids.
AUGGAGCAGUUUGCUGUUUUAGUUAACUGGAAGAAGUUAGAAUUCGGCCCUGGUGAUGUCCGGUGCAGCCCGGAGAGCAGAGGGGCUGGUUGGUGUAGCCUAGCGUGGCAGCUGGCUUGGAGGAAAGCCUUGCUGAAGAGCCAUCUCACGGCAGAUCCCGGAGAGGAUGGGGCUUGGCGCGUAGGCGGAGGUAGUUACUGGUUUUGCCAGUGCGAGGAUUUGCUUACAAUCAAAUACGUGACCAUGGGGGAUAUGAAGACCCCAGAUUUCGAUGACCUUCUUGCAGCCUUUGACAUACCAGACAUGGUUGAUCCAAAAGCAGCUAUUGAAUCUGGACAUGAUGACCAUGAAAGCCACAUAAAGCAAAAUGCUCACACAGAUGAAGAUUCUCAUGCCCCAUCAUCAUCUGAUGUUGGUGUGAGUGUCAUUGUGAAAAAUGUGCGUACGAUUGAUUCUUCCGAAGGAGUGGACAAGGAUGGCCACCAUUCCACAGGCAAUGGCUUGCAUAAUGGCUUUCUAACGUCAUCAGCUCUUGAUAGUUACAGUAAAGAUGAAGGGAAGUCACUUAAAGAUGAUGGGUCAGCUUCUGAGACUACGUUGAAGGAUUCAGCUUUCAACCAGUUUAGCCCAAUAUCAAGUGCUGAAGAAUUUGAUGAUGAUGAAAAAAUUGAGGUGGAUGACCCUCCAGAUAAAGAGGAGAUGCGUGCAAAUUUCAGAGCAAAUGUCUUGGCAGGAUCUGUAUCUCAGCAGGAAUAUGACAAACUAAAGGCACUUGCCGGGGAGAACUUGAUUAAAUCUGGAAUCCCAGUUUCAAGUAGUAUAGAUAAAAAUAAAGUUGCUAAACGAGAGGCAGAGACAAACUCCAUGAAUUUAGGUGUCUAUGAGCCUUUUAAAGCUCGAAAAACAGAGGACAAAUUGCUAAAAGACAAUUCUGAGAAGCUCCUUGAAAACAGGGUACUUGAUGGAAAACUGAGUACUGAAAAAAGUGAAACAAAUCUCGCCAGCAUUUCACAGUCCAAAGCAAAGUCAUCAGCAAAACUUUCUUCAUGCAUUGCUGCAAUCGCAGCACUGAGUGCUAAAAAGGCAGCUACAGAUACCAGUAAAGAUUUACAGUCUAAUUCAGGAGAAUCUUCUCCAUUACCAAAAGACAUGAGUGAAAGUCCCCGGGCUAUUGAAAAAUCACCCGAAUCUCAGAGUCUCAUUGAUGGUGCUAAAAAGCCAUCUAUCAAACCACCUGAUAGUCCCAGAAGUGUAUCAAGUGAAAACAGUAGCAAAGGGUCUCCAUCUUCUCCUGCAGGGUCAACACCAGCAAUUCCUAAAGUUCGCAUAAAAACCAUCAAGACUUCUUCGGGGGAGAUCAAGAGAACUGUUACUAGAGUGUUGCCAGAAGUUGAUUUGGACUCUGGUAAAAAGCCAGAGCAGACUGCUUCUAUGGUCACUUCCAUGACAUCUCUCCUGUCCUCACCAACUUCCGCUGCUGUUCUUUCCUCUCCUCCUAGAGCUCCUCUCCAGUCCACAGUUGUCACCAAUGCAGUUGCAUCUGCAGACCUUGCACCAAAACAGGUCACUAUCAAACCUGUGGCUACUGCCUUUCUACCUGUUUCAGCAGUUAAAACAGCAGGUUCACAAGUUAUUAAUUUGAAGCUUGCUAACAAUACUACAGUGAAAGCCACUGUAAUAUCUGCUGCUUCAGUGCAGAGUGCCAGUAGCGCCAUUAUAAAAGCUGCCAAUGCUAUACAACAGCAGACUGUUGUGGUGCCAGCAUCAAGCCUUGCCAGUGCUAAACUUGUGCCAAAGACAGUCCAUCUUGCCAACCUUAAUCUUCUGCCUCAAGGUGCUCAAACCACCUCUGAACUCCGCCAAGUGCUAACGAAACCUCAGCAGCAAAUAAAGCAGGCAAUAAUAUCUGCAGCAGCCUCACAGCCUUCUAAAAAAGUGUCUCGAGUCCAGGUGGUGUCAUCUCUACAAAGUUCUGUAGUGGAAGCAUUCAAUAAGGUGCUGAGUAGCGUCAAUCCUGUACCAGUUUACAUCCCAAACCUUAGUCCCCCUGCCAAUGCCGGAAUAACGUUACCGACACGAGGUUACAAGUGUUUGGAGUGUGGCGACUCAUUUGCUCUUGAGAAGAGCUUGACCCAGCAUUAUGACAGGAGGAGUGUGCGAAUUGAAGUGACAUGUAAUCAUUGUACAAAAAAUUUAGUUUUCUACAAUAAAUGCAGUCUUCUUUCCCAUGCUCGUGGACACAAGGAAAAGGGAGUUGUAAUGCAGUGUUCACACCUGAUUUUAAAACCAGUCCCAGCAGAUCAAAUGAUAGCAUCUCCUUCAAGCAAUACUGCUACAUCUAUGCUUCAAAGCCCUGUGGGAGUUGGCACACAUACUGUAACAAAGAUACAGUCUGGCAUAACUGGGACAGUAAUAUCAGCCCCAGCAAGUACACCUGUCAUUCCAGCUAUGCCACUAGACGAAGAUCCAUCAAAACUCUGUAGACAUAGUCUAAAGUGUUUGGAGUGUAAUGAAGUUUUCCAAGAUGAGACAUCUCUUGCAACUCAUUUCCAGCAGGCUGCAGACACAAGUGGACAAAAGACAUGCAAUAUCUGCCAGAUGCUGCUUCCUAACCAGUGCAGUUUUGCAUCACACCAGAGAAUUCAUCAGCAUAAAUCUCCAUACACGUGUCCUGAAUGUGGAGCAAUCUGCAGAUCUGUCCACUUCCAGACUCAUGUCACUAAGAACUGCCUGCAUUAUACCCGAAGAGUUGGUUUUCGCUGCGUGCAUUGCAAUGUUGUAUACUCUGAUGUGGCGGCACUCAAGUCUCACAUUCAAGGUUCUCACUGUGAAGUCUUUUACAAGUGUCCUAUCUGUCCCAUGGCAUUUAAAUCUGCUCCCAGCACACACUCCCAUGCCUAUACACAACACCCGGGUAUCAAGAUAGGCGAACCAAAAAUAAUAUAUAAAUGCUCUAUGUGUGACACUGUGUUUACUCUACAACCUUUGCUCUAUCGCCACUUUGAUCAGCACAUUGAAAACCAGAAGGUGUCUGUUUUCAAGUGUCCAGACUGUUCUCUUCUAUAUGCACAGAAACAGCUUAUGAUGGAUCAUAUCAAGUCUAUGCAUGGAACUUUGAAAAGUGUUGAGGGGCCACCAAACCUGGGGAUAAAUCUGCCUCUCAGUACUAAACCCACAACUCAGAACUCAACCAGUCACAACAAAGAGGAUACAAAAUCUGUCAACGGAACAGAAAAGUUGGAGAAGAAAUCUGCUUCUCCUAUAAAGAAAGCAGAGCCUAAAAAAGUUGCUAAUCCUGGCUGGACGUGUUGGGAGUGUGAUAGGCUCUUCACUCAGAGAGACGUUUACAUCUCUCACAUGAGGAAGGAACAUGGAAAGCAAAUGAAGAAACAUCCAUGUCGACAAUGUGACAAAUCUUUCAGUUCAUCCCAUAGUUUAUGUCGUCACAAUCGUAUCAAGCACAAAGGCAUUAGGAAGGUUUAUACAUGCUCGCACUGCCCAGAUUCAAGACGUACUUUUACCAAGCGGUUGAUGUUGGAAAAACACAUUCAGUUGAUGCAUGGCAUUAAAGACCCUGAUGUGAAAGAAAUGACUGAAUCAACCAAUAUGGAAGAAAGGGAAGUAAAAGAAGACGCAAAGGUUCCUAGUCCAAAGCGUAAAUUGGAAGAACCUGUACUGGAAUUCAGGCCUCCACGAGGUGCAAUCACUCAGCCAUUGAAAAAGCUGAAGAUAAAUGUUUUUAAAGUUCACAAGUGUGCUGUUUGUGGCUUUACAACAGAAAAUCUUCUCCAGUUUCAUGAACAUAUUCCUCAGCAUAAAUCUGAUGGCUCUUCAUACCAAUGCAGGGAAUGUGGACUCUGCUACACAUCUCAUGUGUCCCUCUCCAGACAUCUCUUCAUUGUACAUAAGCUGAAGGAGCCUCAGCCAGUAUCAAAACAAAAUGGGUCUGGGGAGGAUAAUCAGCAAGAAAAUAAACCCAAUCAUGAGGAUGAAUUAUCUGACAGUACGGCAUCAGACAGAAGAUGCAAAGUGUGUGCAAAGACUUUUGAAACUGAAGCGGCCUUAAACACUCACAUGAGAACACAUGGCAUGGCCUUCAUUAAGUCAAAAAGAAUGAGUUCGGCUGAAAAGUGAUGAGAUUAUUUGGGACGCAAUCUCUCUCCAUAUUGGAAUACUAAUGACAUUUUUGCUACAGAAAGUUCAAGGUAUAAUAGUGUUAACAGUACUGUUCAGGCUGUUGCAAUAUAUUCUGCAUAAAAAUGUCCCCUUCACCUCAUUGUCUAUACCCUCAAAACCAUUGAAGCAGUAUUUGAGUUGAAAAGAGUUUGUAUAUAUUCAAACUAAUAACUUUUAUACUCUUUGUUAUGUGUUUGUAUUGGUAUCUAGUGGAAAAUUGGGUUUUUCUGUUUUGUUUCUGUUUUUUUUCUAGUAAGUUUCUUUAAAGCAGAGUUCUGAAUGCUGGGGCAGUUCCU